Humulus lupulus (European hop) is the source of this 2451-nucleotide messenger RNA. RefSeq names its product phospholipid--sterol O-acyltransferase. Gene Ontology annotation, cellular component: cytoplasm. Gene Ontology annotation, biological process: lipid metabolic process. The transcript has 17 exons. The record is from RefSeq and is a predicted model, not a curated record. Lineage: Eukaryota; Viridiplantae; Streptophyta; Magnoliopsida; Rosales; Cannabaceae. The coding region runs from base 141 to 2036 and encodes 631 amino acids.
CAGCCAUAACUGUGUGUGAGAGAGACCAAGAGGUACGGUGCACGCGCACACCAUACACUUCCACACUCAUUCAUGCUCACGACAACUACCACAAUCCCUCGUCGUCGUCUUCUUCUUCUCCUCCAUAACUGAGAGACCCAAUGCGAGGAGCUACUAUUCUAUUCGUCUUCGUCGCCCUGGUCGCCGCCGCCGCCGCCGGAGGAGGAGGAGAGUUUGACGGCGACUACUCCAAGCUCUCGGGGAUCAUAAUUCCCGGCUUCGCCUCUACGCAGCUUCGUGCCUGGUCAAUUCUAGACUGCCCUUUCUCUCCUCUCGAUUUCAACCCCCUCGAUUUGGUUUGGCUCGACACCACCAAACUUCUUUCUGCAGUCAAUUGUUGGCUCAAGUGCAUGAUGCUAGACCCUUACAACCAAACAGAUCACCCUGACUGCAAGUCACGGCCUGAUAGCGGUCUUUCAGCAAUCACAGAGCUUGAUCCUGGCUAUAUAACAGGCCCUCUAUCAUCGGUAUGGAAAGAAUGGAUUAAGUGGUGCAUUGAGUUUGGUAUCGAGGCUAAUGCAAUAAUUGCUGUUCCAUAUGACUGGAGAUUGUCACCAGCAAUGCUUGAGGAGCGGGACCUUUACUUUCAUAAGUUAAAAUUGACAUUUGAAACUGCAUUAAAACUUCGUGGAGGCCCCUCUUUAGUAUUUGCUCAUUCAUUAGGUAAUAACGUAUUCCAGUACUUCUUAGAAUGGUUAAAGCUGGAAAUUGCACCAAAACAUUACAAUCAAUGGCUGGACGAACACAUUCAUGCCUAUUUCGCAGUUGGAGCUCCUCUUCUUGGUGCAACUGAGACAGUGAAAGCAGCUCUAUCUGGAUUGACAUUUGGUCUUCCUAUUUCUGAGGGGACCGCUCGCCUGUUGUUCAAUUCAUUUGGUUCUUCUCUAUGGAUGAUGCCAUUUUCAAAGUAUUGUAGGGCGGAGAAUGUAUACUCAAAGCAUUUCUCUUGGGGAGGGAGCAGAAGAAGUCAUCAGACAUACUUUUGUGAUGAGAAGGAAUCUAGGUUAAAUUUCUCAGGGUGGCCAACAAACAUAAUAAAUAUUGAAAUUCCUUCAACCCAUGGAUUUGACGCCUAUCCAUCAAUUACUGAAAUAACUGAGGCUAAUUUGACUAGCAUGGAAUGCGGACUUCCAACUCAGUUAUCCUUUUCUGCUCGGGAAAUGUCAGAUGGGACCUUUUUCAAAGCAAUAGAGGAUUAUGAUCCGGACAGUAAGAGGCUGUUGUAUCAAUUACAGAAGUUAUAUCACGGUGAUCCAGUUUUAAAUCCACUCACACCAUGGGAGAGACCACCUAUUAAAAAUGUCUUCUGUAUCUACGGAAUAGAUUUGAGGACUGAGGUUGGAUACUAUUUUGCACCUAGUGGGAAGCCUUACCCUGAUAAUUGGAUCAUCACAGAUGUGAUUUAUGAAAUUGAAGGAUUUCUGACCUCAAGGUCAGGGAAUGCCGUGGAAGGAAAUCCAGGAGCUACGAGUGGGGAUGAUACAGUACCAUACCAUUCUCUUUCCUGGUGCAAGAAUUGGCUUGGACCUAAAGUAAAUAUAACAAGGACACCUCAGUCGGAGCAUGAUGGGUCUGAUGUACAUGUGGAAUUGAAUGUAGAACAUAUUCAUGAUGUUGACAUUGUUCCCAAUACGACCAAGUUCCCUAGGGCCAAGUAUGUUACGUAUUAUGAAGAUUCUGAAAGUAUUCCAGGUAAGAGGACAGCGGUAUGGGAGCUUGAUAAAGCAAGUCAUAGGAACAUUGUCAGAUCUCCAAUUCUAAUGCGGGAGUUGUGGCUUCAGAUGUGGCACGAUGUCCAUCCAAACGCAACUGCUAAAUUUGUUACCAAAGCCAAACGUGGACCGUUGAGGGAUGAGGACUGUUACUGGGAUUAUGGAAAAGCUCGCUGUGCAUGGGCUGAGUACUGUGAAUACAGAUACAAUUUUGGGGAUGUACAUUUAGGACAAAGCUGUAGGUUGAAGAAUUGUUCAGCAAAAAUGCUCUUGGAUUACUUGUAGAUUAGAGGGUUACAGUCCACCUUCCUUGACAUCAUUCUCCAACAUCUCUUCUUGGAAUACAUUAAUCCCAGUCAAUUGGUAGUCUGACAUUUAACUUGGCUCGUAAGCUUUGUCCUACAGAAUUCAUGUCACAGCUACUGAGCAAUGCUUCCACCAUAAAAACACUGACCAUCUUUGUAAGAUACACUCGGAAGAUGGAAUGUGGAACAAUAUUUUUUUCACCUAGACAAGAGAGGUCUAGAGUGAAGUACAACAUCAUCAACUGAUCUUCAUUGGUGAUGUGAAGCAUUGAUGGUGGUAUAUGAUGACAAACGAUUAGUGUUUCAAAACUUUGUAAUCCAAAAUACAAAUAAACACUAAUUUCUUAAUGUACAUUUUACUAUAUUUUUAAUCCUAACUUCUAUUUUCCUUCUCA